AUGGUUUAUAUAAUCUAUCAUAUUCUUCUCAUAAUUGUUUCAGUAACAAUUGUAAGAACAAAACCAUGUAAUAUACUAGAAGACAUGUCAUGUGAAUGUCAUUCAUCAUCAAAUAAUGAAACUGAACAAUUAAAUUGUGAGAAUCAUCAUAAACCAAUAAGUACACCAAUUCAAUUAACAAAUACAACAUUACAAAAUCCACGUUCAUUUGAUUCAUUUCAUUUAACAUUUCAUGCACAAGAAUUUAAUAUAAGUGCAACAUUUAUUAAUCAAUUAUCUUAUUUAUUUCCACGUGCAUCACCAUCACCAUCAUCAUCAUCAUCAUCAUUGGUUCGAGGAAUACAACAAAGAACAAUUAAAAUUAUUUUAACAUUUCAAGAUUAUCGUCAAUUACAUUUUGAAGAUUAUUCAUUUUAUGAAUUAUUUGGUGAAAGACCUGGAUAUACAACAAGUCUUUCAUUAGAAUUAACAGCUAAUGGACAUGUUACAUUUUCACCAAUGGCAUUUAAUCAUUUAACUGUUGAUCGAAUGUCUUUACAUAGUUCAUCAUUAGAACCAUAUUCAUUUGAAGAAAUUUUUAAUCAUACAAAAAUUGGUAGUUUAUCUGUUGAAGGUUGUACACCUCGAAAUAAUAAUACAUUAGGUAGAUAUUUUAAAGGUAAUAUUCGUUCAGCAAAAUUUACAAAAAUGGCUGAACUUGUUUCAAGUGAAGAAUUUCCUAAAUAUCCCGUUAGCUCAAUGAUUAUUGAAGCACAUGAACCAAGAAAAAUGAAUGCAUCAACAUUUAAUAAUUAUUAUAAUUUAAAUGGUGUUAAUUUAGUUCGACCAAAAUUUUUUUUUGAUAAUAAAUCAUUUGAUGGUUUUCAAUAUUUAGAAAAUCUUGAAGCAAUUGAACUUGAUGCUGAAACAAUAAAAGAUAAUACAUUUCAACAUGUAAAUCGUAUUCGUUUUUUUACACUUGGACAAAAUAUUCGUUAUUUAUCUGAACAUUCACUUGAUCAUUUAGAUUAUUUAACACGUUUUGAUGUAUCAAAAGUUGUUCUUGAUCAAUUAUAUCCAACAUCAAAAUGUGUUUUAGCACGUUAUUUACAAAAACAACAAAAAUCUAAUCCAGCUAUGAUUAUUCUUCCACCACAAGCAGAAUUUUGCGAUUGUGUUUAUGAUUUUAUAUUAAAUCUUAUAAAUAAAAAGCCAGAACAAUCAUAUACAGAUUUAUGUCAAAAUACUCAACAAGAACGUUGUCAAUUAAGUGAAUGUGAUGUUGUUAAAAAUUUUCAUGUACCAUUAAAAGAAAAUAAAAUAGAUCAAUAUUUGGUUCCAUCAAUUGAUGAAAGUAUUAUUGAUACACCAAUAUCGUUUUAUCCAAUUGAUGAUCAAACAACAACAACAACAAGAGCAACAACUACAAUAGCAACAACAACAACAACAAUUCAAUAUCAACCAAUUCAAUAUCAACCAGUUCCAUAUCAACCAAUUCAACAUCAACCAGUUCAUAUUCCUCAACAUCAACCAGUUCAUAUUCCUCGACAUCCACCUGUUUAUCAUAAUUCUCAACCAGAUGAUGAUAAUUAUGAUCCAAAUGGUUCAUCUUUUGCAGAUACACAGGGUUCACAUGCAUCGUCAUUCAAAGUCAAUAAACCAAUAGAUCCAAAUGCAAUACCAACAGAUGAUAAUGAUGAAAAUAUAGAUUCACCACCAAAAAUUCAUAAAUCUCAAACUUUACAUGAUAUUAAUGAUGAAUUUCAUCAAAUUGCUAAAAAAAAUAAAACAUUAAAAUGGAUAUCAUUAUCAUUAGUAGGUAUUACUGUCUUCAGUAUUCUUCUUGUUGGUACAAUAAUAUGGUUUUUUACUUAUCAUUCACCUAAAACACAAAAUAAAGCCAAAUUUCAACGUGUUCCACCAGCUAGUUCAAAUGUUUAA
Rotaria sordida is the source of this 1920-nucleotide messenger RNA. The record is from the annotation of a GenBank genome assembly. Lineage: Eukaryota; Metazoa; Rotifera; Eurotatoria; Philodinida; Philodinidae.